AUGUCCUCACCACCUCCAUCGGCUGGGCCACAAGCCUUCGAAACAGAGAAGCAAGAUGUCACGACAUCCAUAAUCCCGAUCCAAGACCAAGGACCAACCUCCCUCCUAUCCGAAAUCCGCAAAUACCCCAAGAUCUCCGCCUACGCCAUCGGCCUAGCACUCGCCUUCCUUUUAACAGGCUACGACACCGUCAUCCUCGGCACAAUCACCGCAGUCCCCUACUUCAAGUACCAAUUCGGCGAGCUCUACGGCUCCGCCUACAUUAUCCCCUCAGCAUGGCUAUCCGUCUGGAGCGCAAUCCAGCCCAUCGGCGCCAUGAUCGGCGCCGCAGCUGCAGGCUGGUUCCAGGACCGCGCAGGAAGACGCUGGUCCCUCGGGCUGAGCUGCGUGAUCUGCGCCAUCGGGAUCGCCAUCGCCUUCUGCUCGAACCUGCCUGCGGCAAUGGCGUCCAGACGGGGCACGUUCCUCGUUGGCCGAUUCAUUCAGGGUCUGGGCGUUGGCGGCUCGAUGGCCGGUGCGCAGACGUAUCUGUCCGAGACUGUGCCUGUUUCUCUGCGCGGUUCGGCGAUGGCGCUGAGCCCGACUUUCAUGCUGCUUGGUGAGCUGAUUGGGGCGCUGGUUAUCUGGGGUUGUGAGCAUAGGACUACGAGCACGGCGUUCCUGAUUCCUUUUGGCACCCAGUGGAUUACUGCUGUCUUGCCUUUCUUGGUGGCUGUUUUCAUGCCUGAGAGCCCGUCUUAUUUGUUGCGGAAGCAGGAGUAUGAGAAGGCGUCUAAGGCGAUGACGGCGCUGCACACCGACCGCGUGGAUACUGUGCCGAUGCUGGAACAGAUGCGGUUGUCUGUUAUUCACGAAGAGCAGGUUUCGGCUGAGCUGUCGUAUAUCGACUGUUUCACCGGCACUAAUCGACGACGUACGAUGAUUACUGCGUUCGCGUUCAUGGUUCCUAGUUUGUUUGGUGUUCCUCUCCUGUCGAGUGCGAGUUACUUCAUGCAGACGGUGGGUAUGUCGGCCAGUCUCAGCAUUGUCGUUCUCAUCAUUGGUAUUGUCUUGGGUCUUCUCGCCAAUGCCGUCGGUGUUUGGCUGAUGAGUCGCUUCGGUCGGCGUCCCCUCAUGCUUGGUACCCUGGCCGCCAGCGCAGUCAUCUACUUGAGUAUGGGAAUUGCAGGCUGCUGGUCUGGACAUAUUGUGGUCUGGUACACUGCCGUUUCCUUGAUUGUUGUUGUCAUUGUGUGUGGCAUGGGUGCUUGGCCCGCAUCUUACGCGAUCUCUGGAGAGGCCUCCUCGCUUCGCCUUCGUGCCAUGACCCAAGGUAUUGGUGUCUUGUGCUACAUGUUGUCCAAUGUUGUCCUCAGCUUGAUUCUCCCUUAUAUUUACAAUACCGAUGAAGGAGACCUGAAAGGCAAGACUGGCUUUGUAUACGCUGGGCUGUGCCUCAUCGCUUGUGCUGCGACAUGGGCUAUCGUGCCGGAGAUGAAAGGCCGCUCAGCGCUGGAGAUCGAUGCCAUGUUCGAGGCCGGCUUGCCUUGCAGACAGUUUGAAAGCUGGUCCAAUGAUGGAGGAUCUAUUGAUGGCGAGAAGGUAUAA
This is a messenger RNA of Penicillium verhagenii, 1587 nucleotides long. RefSeq lists its product as uncharacterized. The record is from RefSeq and is a predicted model, not a curated record. The transcript is spliced from 2 exons. Gene Ontology annotation, cellular component: membrane. Lineage: Eukaryota; Fungi; Ascomycota; Eurotiomycetes; Eurotiales; Aspergillaceae. Gene Ontology annotation, molecular function: carbohydrate:proton symporter activity. Bases 1 to 1587 code for a protein of 528 amino acids. Gene Ontology annotation, biological process: carbohydrate transport; transmembrane transport.